Messenger RNA from Epithele typhae, 1605 nucleotides. RefSeq lists its product as uncharacterized. Lineage: Eukaryota; Fungi; Basidiomycota; Agaricomycetes; Polyporales; Epitheliaceae. The record is from RefSeq and is a predicted model, not a curated record. Gene Ontology annotation, biological process: regulation of transcription by RNA polymerase II. Gene Ontology annotation, cellular component: nucleus. The coding region runs from base 1 to 1605 and encodes 534 amino acids. Gene Ontology annotation, molecular function: DNA-binding transcription factor activity, RNA polymerase II-specific; sequence-specific double-stranded DNA binding. The transcript is spliced from 3 exons.
AUGUCACGUAACGCUGCAGACCCGUCCUCUUCUGCUCCCACUCAUCCCCCCGACACACACCACCGGACCCCACCCCAGCGCCCGCCCACCGGCUCGCCGCCUCCCCGACGCACACUCCCUUCAGACCUCCCGCCCCCCUCCGAGCACACCGCAUCCCAACGCCCCUCUUCCUCCUCCAUCCGCAUCGACGCCGCCGCCGCCGCCACUGCCUCCUCAGACCCGGAGACAACGCGUCGCAAGAGGAAGCAAAGUGAGCGCUCGAGCCCUUCCGUCUCAUCCUCCCAAGGCGAUAUGGCGGACACGGAGAUGGAGGGCGGCGAACCGAGCAAGGCGAAGGCGUCUGACGGAGGUGCCACGGACGGCCCCCCUCCCAAGAAGAAACGGACGCGGACUCUGACUACCCCGCACCAGGCCGCCGUGCUUCACGCGCUGCUCGCUCAGUCUCGCUUCCCCACCACGCAGAUGCGCGAGGAGGUCGGACGCGCCAUUGGCUUGAGCGCGCGCAAAGUGCAGAACCAGCGACAGAAGGCCCGCCGGCCCCGAGGGCAAGCCACCACAACCACCGCUCCCCUCACCCGCCCUCCCCAGUUCGGGCCCUUCACGAACGCCCCGCCCGGCACCGCGAGCGACCACAGUCCCACCACGAUGUUCCGCCCGGGCUCCAGCUACGACUUUUUCCCCCGCAGCCACGCCGGCCUCAGCGACAUGCCCUACGGCGCCACGAGCGCCCCUUCUAGCGCGGGCUCAGACCGCUUCGCGUACGGCCAUCGCGAUCCCUAUCUCGCCGAGGAAUACGCGAGAUCUGGACUGCCGCCGACGCAGCUCGCAGGCCCCGGGAUCCCCGGGACCGCGCGGCGCAUCACCUUCGACGACCCCGCAUGGAACUCGAGGCGAUCGCAGGCGUACAUGUCGCGCCCCUCCACCGCGCCGACGGACUCGCCCGAGCAGCGGUUCCACCCUCGCUCAGGACGCCCCGUAGCGGAGCAAGGCCCCGAGCUUACGCUCACGCUCCCGCCCGUCCUCACCAACCUCCCGCCCUCGCGCGGGCCGGGCUCGAGUCCCGUCGGCCCCCCCAGCGCCGGCGCGAGCGGCGUCCCCCGCCUCGCGUCGAUCAGCUCGCUCGAGGCCAGCGCGGCCGCACACGCCAGCAGCCGCCCCCGCAGCUUCGACGACGGCCGCCGGACGCUCCCCCGCGUCGACUUCUCCGCCCCCCGCCCGGUGCUCAACAUCCCGCCCCCGUUCACGCUGCAGCCGCCGCCGCAGUGGGACGACCCCGCGUUCUCGCCCUACACCCCGCGCCGCUCGCCGCCCGCGCCCGCGCACCCGCCCGCGCACAUGCCCACGCCGCCGUUCGAGGGCUCGGGCUCGUCCCCGAUCGCGAGCCGCGGGCCGUUUCGCGGCGGCGGCGACGCGCUCCCCCGGCUCUCCACGGUGCUCCCCGUGCGCUCUGCGGGCCUCUCCCCCUCCCGCACGAGCCCCCCACCCUCUCCUGUCUUCCGCACGCGCUUCGACCCCGUACGAUCCACGACAGGACGUGCACCCCAAGAGCACCCUGCACGACCCCGCCACUACGACUCCGACGAACACUCGCCCCGUUUCGGUUAA